UUAGAACGCUGAUAUAGGUUCAUGCAUUUCCGCUAUAUUUUUAUGCGAUUCGAGGACAGGCAAAAUGCAUGCGUUGGCAUGAGCGUGACGGAUGUAUAUGGAGAUAAAUGUAAUUGGCACGUGUGAAUGGAAUUUCUGCAGCGAUGGAACGAUGAGUUGCGGAGAUUCACGAUCAUACGAUGUGUUUUCAAUGAUCGCGACAGAGAGCAAUCCCCUCAUAGGAAAGAAAUGGAAGGGGACUAACAAACAAAACCGAUGGAUUUGUUGACUGGUUAGUCAGUGGGCUCGCUCGCUUCGUUUCACUGUACACUUUACGAUGGCUGAGAGUGAGUCAAGCACCAGCAAUGUCGUCACGAUGUUGGAGGAUCUUCUGAGGAUUCUCAAAGAAGAACAUGUUUUCGAUCGAUCCGACGAUCAACGUGUCGUACAAUUUGUGCAUCCCGAAGUGUUACAGGAUAAGAUACCAUUUUCUUUGGAUAAAAAUCCAGUGGAAGAGAAGGAACUCGAAACGUUGAUACGUCAGAUUAUACGGUACUCCGUGAAAACGAGCAAUCCGCAUUUUCAUAAUCAACUCUACGGUGGCGUUGACGAAUACGGGCUAGUUGGCUCCUGGUUAACGGAGGUCUUGAACACUAGCCAGUACACAUUUGAAGUCGCGCCCGUAUUUACUUUAAUAGAGCACGAGGUGAUAAAGAAAUCGUUACAGCUGGUGGGCUAUCCAUCGAUGCCGCUUGCCGAUGGUAUAAUGUGUCCAGGUGGUAGUAUAGCAAACAUGUACGCGAUGAUGAUGGCCAGACAUAUGAGAUUUCCGGAAGCCAAAAGAUCGGGCAUCUGUUGCUUCGGGAAAUCUCUAAUCUGUUUGACCAGCGAAGACGGUCAUUACUCGAUCUCGAAAGCUGCCAAUUGGCUAGGUAUAGGCAUCGAUAAUGUUUGUAAGGUAAAGACAGACGAGUAUGGUCGCAUGAAAGUGGAUGACCUAAAGGAAGUUAUAAAAAAGAUGAAGAAUGACGGACACUUACCGUUUUUCAUAAACGCCACUGCCGGUACUACUGUUCUCGGAGCUAUUGAUCCAUUGCUGGAAAUCGCCGAGAUCUGUCGCAGCGAGAACAUCUGGUUACACGUAGACGCUUGUCUCGGUGGCAGUUUGCUGCUUUCGGAGCAAUAUCGAAGUCGACUACGCGGCAUCGAAUUAUCGAACUCGGUUGCCUGGAAUCCACACAAGAUGCUUGGAGCGCCGCUACAAUGUUCCCUGUUUCUGGUCAAAGGUGAAAAAACAUUGCACAAAGCGAAUUGUUAUAAGGCGUACUAUCUCUUCCAACAGGAUAAAUUUUACGACAUCAGCUGGGAUACAGGUGAUAAAAGCGUGCAAUGCGGCAGAAAGGUCGAUGCAAUGAAAUUUUGGUUAAUGUGGAAAGCUCGCGGCACGAUAGGUCUUGGACUACUGGUGGAUAAUGCAAUGCACUGCGCGGAAUAUUUCUUUAAACGAAUUCAAGAAACUCCUGGCUUCCGGUUGGUGCAAUCUAAUUAUCAGUUGUGCACCGUUUGUUUCUGGUAUAUACCUUCCAAGAUGCUUGGUCAGCCAGAAACUUCAAAUUGGUGGAAGCAGCUGUACAAUACGACAACUGAGAUCAAGAAACGUCUGACUUUGCGCGGAUCUGUCAUGAUCGGUUAUACACCUUUACUGCAUAGGGAGUGCGGCAAUUUCUUUCGUAUGGUCGUGACCUGUCAACCACCGCCCACCGAAUCGUCCAUGGAUUUCGUUAUUAAAGAGAUCCAAGAAGUUGCGUUAAAGUUAGAUGAAGAAUCAUUGUCUUAAUCUCUUCCGCUCACGAGCUUCAUAUAACGAGAUAUUAAAGACUCAUCUUUCUUAUCGAGAAUAUAGGAAUAUUAUUUAUUCAGUAUUAAUUUCUAAAACUGUUAAAAAGGAGAAUAUUUAUUUAUUGCAAAUGAAUGCGCGAAUAAAUGCAUCGCAUACAGUACUUAUUAAUCGCAUAUACACGUGACCUUGAUAACGGGUACUUUAUCUUAUACAGCAUCACACGUUAUGUCAAAGAUUCCUAUAUCUUUUGCAUAUUAUCUUACAUUCUUUCCAUAGCAUUACAUGAUUGUCUCGUACGUAGGAGAUAAUUAACGCGCGAUCGAAAACUUUUAAUUUAGCAUCUUGGAAGACAUUCUUCUAAGUUCCAAAUGAGAAAUUUUGCUCAUCGCGGCAAGCAAAGAGGUAAAUUAUUCUAAUGGUCGCAUGCAUACACGCGACUCAAUGUGAGCCAAUAUAAACGCAAUCGUCGCGCAACGUAUGUGUUUAUUGUUACACAUAUAUUUUACACGCAUAUGAUGUACGCACAUUUGUUCCAUCGUCAUAAAACUAAGAAGAUGCAUUUUUAUAUACAACUCCGUAUCAUGGCACUACAUUAUUCGAUAUAAAAUAUUCGAUAAUUCUCCUAAAUAAGAACAUAAAAGACAAACUUUCUUUCUUCAAGACGAAUAUAUAUAACACAUUUUG
Formica exsecta is the source of this 2503-nucleotide messenger RNA. RefSeq names its product cysteine sulfinic acid decarboxylase. Lineage: Eukaryota; Metazoa; Arthropoda; Insecta; Hymenoptera; Formicidae. The transcript has 8 exons. Gene Ontology annotation, cellular component: cytoplasm. The coding region runs from base 317 to 1816 and encodes 499 amino acids. Gene Ontology annotation, biological process: carboxylic acid metabolic process. Gene Ontology annotation, molecular function: pyridoxal phosphate binding; carboxy-lyase activity. The record is from RefSeq and is a predicted model, not a curated record.